UUUUGGCCAUCAUCUACUGAAUAUUAUAGUUAUCUCUAGAUCUAUUAUACUAUACUAUAUAUCUCCAUUUCUGUUCCAAUUUGCUUUAUACAUCUAGUCCACAAUGAGUGUUCCCUUUGGUUUUGAUUUCGGCAACAACAACUCUGUUAUAGCUGUUGCUAGAAACAGAGGCAUUGAUAUUGUUGUUAAUGAAGUGUCUAAUCGUUCUACCCCAACCUUAGUUGGUUUUGGUAUGAAAAAUAGAGCUAUUGGUGAAUCUGCCAAAAAUCAACAAAAUUCAAAUAUUAAAAACACUGUUGGUAACUUGAAGAGAAUUUUAGGUAAAAACUUCACUGACAACGAUGUCCAAAUCGAGAGUAAAUACUUUACUUCUCCUUUGAUUGAUCUUAAUGGCAAAGUUGGUACCAAAGUUAGAUUUUUGGGCAAACAAACUGAAUUCUCUGCUACUCAAUUAGCUGCUAUGUAUCUCAAUAAAAUCAAACAAACCACCGCCAAAGAAGUGAAGGGAAUCAUCAAAGAUAUUUGUGUUGCUGUUCCUGUUUGGUACACUGAACAACAACGUCGUGCUUUAGCCGAUGCUGCUAUUAUUGCUGGUUUAAAUCCUGUCAGAAUUGUCAAUGAACUCACUGCUGCUGCCGUUGGUUAUGGUGUCUUUAAACAAAACGAUCUUCCUGAAGACAAACCAAAAACUGUUGCCUUUAUAGAUAUCGGCCAUUCUUCUUACUCUGUCUCAAUUGUGGCAAUCAAAAGGGGCGAACUAAAGGUCUUAGGCUCAGCUAGUGACAAGCAUUUUGGUGGUAGGGAUUUUGAUAUCGCUAUAACCGAACAUUUGGCUGACGAGUUCAAAUCAAAACAUAAAUUUGAUAUCAGAACAAAUCCCAAAGCUUACAACAGAGUCAUUCAAGCAAGUGAAAAAUUGAAAAAGGUUUUGAGUGCCAACUCUGAAGCCCCAAUCAGUAUUGAAUCCUUAAUGAACGAUGUUGAUGUCCGUUCUCAUUUAAAGAGAGAAGAAUUAGAAAGCUUAGUUCAACCACUAUUAGAAAAAGUUCCUGCUCCUGUUUUAGCUGCCUGUGAAGCCGCUGGCAUCAAACCAACUGAUGUCGACACAAUCGAAGUCAUUGGUGGAACCACAAGAGUUCCAGCCAUAAAAGCCAAACUAAUUGAAAUCUUUGGCAAAAAAUUAUCCUUUACUUUAAAUCAAGACGAAGCUAUUGCUAGAGGUGCCGCUUUUAUUUGCGCUAUUCACUCUCCAACCUUAAGAGUUCGUCCAUUCAAAUUUGAAGACUAUAAUCCUUACUCAAUCACCUACUUUUGGGAAGAAGACCAAGAAGACGUUGAUCAUAUGGAAGUUUUUGGUAAAGGUGCAUCAUACCCUUCUGCUAAAUUAAUCACUUUGUAUAGAUCAAAGGACUUCCAAAUUGGUGCCAAAUAUACCAAUGUUAAAGAGUUACCCAAAGGAACUCCCGAAAUAUUGGCUAAAUGGAACAUCAAAGGUGUUGAGUUGGAAGAAGGUGCUGAAAGUAUAAGUUGUAGGUUAAAAUUAAGAUUAGAUCCAUCCGGUUUAGUCUCCGUUGACAAAGCUUAUACUGUUGUUGAAAAAUUGGUUAAAGAAGAAGUUAUCAACCCUGAUGCCAAAGAAGAUGACGAACCAGUUUUCAAAGAGGUCAAAAAAUUGGUUAAAAAGAACGAUUUAGUGAUUACUGGUGAAUUCUUAGCUUUACCAGAUCAAUUAAGAAGUGAAUUAAUCGAACAUGAAAACUCAAUGGUUAUGGAAGACAAAUUAGUUGCUGAUACCGAAGAGCGUAAGAAUGCCUUGGAAGAAUACAUAUAUGACUUGAGAGGUAAACUCGAAGAUAUUUACGCUCCAUUUGCAAGUCAAGAAGAAAAGGAUAAAUUAUCUGACAUGUUGUUGAAAACUGAAGAUUGGUUAUACGAUGAAGGUUACGAUACUACCAAGGCUCGUUAUAUUGCCAAAUAUGAAGAAUUGGCCUCAAUUGGUAAUUUAAUCAGAGGCAGAUACUUGGCCAAACAAGAAGAGGAAAGACAAUCAUCAAAAAGCAAGCAAGAGGCCAAAAGAGCUCAAGAAUUAGCUGAAAAAAUUGCAGCAGAAAGAAAGUCUAAGAAUGACAAUGACGGUGAUGUUAACAUGACUGAAGAAUUAGAUUAGACUUCCUAUUGAAUUUGGUUUGUUAUGAGCAAAAAGUAGUUUGGUAUAUGAUUUUAUUCUUAAUCUUGCAAUAAUUUUUUUUUCUCCUGUUUUUUUUUUCCACUUUUUCUGUAGCCUUUACAUAAUUUUUAUAUAAUUUUAUAUAUUUUUGAUACACAGC
Ascoidea rubescens DSM 1968 is the source of this 2327-nucleotide messenger RNA. It is a transcript of the gene SSE1, whose product is annotated as adenyl-nucleotide exchange factor SSE1. The record is from RefSeq and is a predicted model, not a curated record. NCBI's taxonomy places the organism in Eukaryota, Fungi, Ascomycota, Saccharomycetes, Ascoideales, Ascoideaceae. Gene Ontology annotation, cellular component: cytosol; nucleus. The transcript has a single exon. Gene Ontology annotation, biological process: protein folding. Gene Ontology annotation, molecular function: ATP-dependent protein folding chaperone; ATP binding. Bases 104 to 2167 code for a protein of 687 amino acids.